This is a messenger RNA of Otolemur garnettii (small-eared galago), 4088 nucleotides long. It is a transcript of the gene ZSWIM4, whose product is annotated as zinc finger SWIM-type containing 4. The record is from RefSeq and is a predicted model, not a curated record. The transcript has 14 exons. Lineage: Eukaryota; Metazoa; Chordata; Mammalia; Primates; Galagidae. Gene Ontology annotation, molecular function: zinc ion binding. Gene Ontology annotation, cellular component: Cul2-RING ubiquitin ligase complex. The coding region runs from base 236 to 3562 and encodes 1108 amino acids.
GACGGCGGAGCUAAAGCGGCGGCCAAGGCAGCUUCAUUGUUGUGAAGAGUCUUAAAGGGGCCGCAUCACCCAGCCGGCCCGGCGCAGGGCUGGGGUGGGUGCGGCGGGGGUCCCGGGGCGGCCGAACGCGGAGAAAGGACGGGAAGGAGGGCAGGGGGUACAGGAGACCGUGAAGCGAAGCGGGCAUCGGACGGACCCCCCCCAGCAGGCCCCGCCCCGGCCCCGGCCGGGCCGGAUGGACCCCCCAGCGGCCAAGCGGAGCCGGGGCUGCCCAGCGAGACCGGAGGAACGCGAUGCUGGGGCAGGGGCCGCGCGCGGCCGGGGCCGGCCCGAGGCACUGCUGGACCUCAGUGCCAAACGAGUAGCCGAAAGCUGGGCCUUUGAGCAGGUCGAGGAGCGGUUCUCCCGGGUGCCUGAGCCAGUCCAGAAGCGCAUCGUGUUCUGGUCAUUUCCACGCAGCGAGCGGGAAAUAUGUAUGUACUCAUCUCUGGGCUAUCAGCCUCCAGAGGGCGAGCAUGAUGCCCGGGUCCCCUUCACCCAUGGGCUGCACCUGCUGCAGAGUGGGGCCGUAGACCGUGUCCUGCAAGUGGGAUUCCACCUCAGCGGAAACAUCCGGGAGUCAGGGGGCCCUGGAGAGCCGGAGAGUGUGUUCCAUGUCUCCAUCAGCUUUGAUCGCUGCAAGAUCACGUCUGUGAGCUGCGGCUGCGACAACCACGACCUCUUCUACUGCGCCCACGUGGUGGCGCUGUCGCUGUACCGCAUCCGGCACGCGCGCCAGGUCGAGCUGCGGCUACCCAUCUCAGAGACGCUCUCCCAGAUGAACCGGGACCAGCUGCAGAAGUUCGUGCAAUACUUGAUAAGUGCCCACCAUACCGAGGUGCUGCCUACUGCUCAGCGCUUGGCCGAUGAGAUCCUCCUGCUAGGCUCCGAGAUUAACCUAGUGCACGGUGCCCCAGACCCCACAGCGGGUGCAGGCAUUGAGGAUGCCAACUGCUGGCACCUGGAUGAGGAGCAGAUCCAGGAACAAGUAAAACAGCUGUUGUCCAAUGGUGGCUACUAUGGGGCCAGCCAGCAGCUGCGCUCCAUGUUCAGCAAGGUGCGGGAGAUGCUAAGAAUGCGGGACUCCAACGGGGCACGCAUGCUGAUCCUUAUGACCGAGCAGUUCCUACAGGACCCACGCCUGGCUCUGUGGCGACAGCAGGGUGCAGGCAUGACGGACAAGUGCCGGCAGCUCUGGGACGAGCUGGGGGCCCUGUGGGUCUGUGUCAUCCUGAGCCCCCACUGCAAACCAGAGGAGCGGGCAGGCUGGCUCCAGCUGCUCGCCAAGUGGGACAAGCUUGAUGUGUGCCCGCUGGAAGAGGGCAACUACUCCUUCGAUGGCCCCAGCCUGCAGCUCACAGCAGCCUCCAGCCCAGGCUUGGAGGAGGAUGAAGAUGAGGAGGUGGCAGCCACGACUUCCCGCCACUCGGUAUUUGGCCGCGCCCUGCAGGCUGGAGAGCUGCACUGGAGUGACAGCCACCUGCAGAAGAUCCUGGCCAGUGACUCCUACAGUCCCAGCCUCACAGGCAGUGUGCGUGGUGAUAAGAUGACCUUUGACCCCCAGGGCCGGCCACUCUGGCUGGGUGAACCUUUCCCUACUGCCUGUGCUCGUGUGGAUGCCCUGCGUGCCCAUGGAUACCCCCGUCAGGCACUGCGGCUGGCUGGUGCCAUAGUCAACACACUUCGACUACAGCGGUGGCAUCAGCUUGAGAGCUACAAGCAGCAGAAAAAAGAACUGCUCCAAAAAGGCUCCACCUGCAUUACCAACACGGAAGGAUGGGUGGGCCACCCCCUGGAUCCCAUCGGCUGCCUCUGCAGGGCGCUCCUGGAGGCCUGCCGCCUGGAGGAGGAGACCCUCACUCUUUACUCAGACUCAGGCUCCGAGAAGCGCAAGGUUGCCUACCAGCAUGUACCCGUACCUGGGAGCCCUGGUGAGUCCUACCUGGUGCUGGCUUUGGAGGUGACACUGCUGGGACUGGGGCAGCAGCGAACCCUGCCAGAGGGCCUGUAUGCCCAGGACAAGGUGGUGCGCAACGAGGAGCAGCUGCUGGCUCUGCUGGAGGAGGUGGAUUUGGAUGAGCAGUUGGUGCAGGUGCUGCGCAAACAGGCGGGACUGCUGCUGGAAGGGGGUCCCUUCAGCGGCUUCGGAGAGGUGCUGUUCCGGGAGAGCGUACCCAUGCACACCUGUGCCCGCUACCUGUUCACCGCGCUGCUGCCUCAUGACCCAGACCUGGCCUAUCACCUCGCACUCCGAGCCAUGAGGCUGCCCGUACUGGAAACAGCGUUUCUGGCUGUAGAACCUCACCCCAACCCACUGGACUCCAUCAUGAGCAACCGCUUCCCCCGCUGGUUCAUCCUCGGCCAUUUGGAGACCCGCCAGUGUGAACUGGCCUCUGCCAUGCUGACAGCUGCCAAGGGAGACCCUAAGUGGCUGCACACGGUCCUGGGCUCCAUCCAACAGAACAUCCACUCUCCGGCCCUGCUCUUCAAGCUGGCACAGGACGCCUGCAAGACAGCCACCCCAGCCGGUGCACCACCGGACACCACACUGCUGGGCAUCGCGCUGGAGCUGGGCCUACAGGUGAUGCGGAUGACCCUGAACACUAUGACCUGGCGACGGAGGGAAAUGGUGCGCUGGCUGGUCAGCUGUGCCACGGAGAUCGGCCCACAAGCCCUGAUGAACAUCAUGCAAAACUGGUACUCUUUAUUCACACCAGUGGAGGCGGCCACCAUUGUGGCAGUAACAGGUACCACACAUGCCACCCUGCUGCGACUACAGUUAGACACGCCACGGCGGGAGGAGCUCUGGGCCUGUGCUCGCACCCUGGCCUUGCAGUGCGCCAUGAAAGAUCCUCAGAACUGCGCCUUGCCUGCACUGACGCUCUGUGAGAAGAACCAAGCAGCCUUUGAGGCAGCCUACCAGAUUGUAUUAGAUGCUGCAGCCGGAGGCCUGGGCCAUGCUCACCUCUUCACUGUAGCCCGCUAUAUGGAGCACCGGGGCCUGCCUCUGCGUGCCUACAAGCUGGCAACACUGGCCUUGGCACAGCUCAGCAUCGCCUUCAACCAGGACAGCCACCCUGCUGUCAACGAUGUGCUGUGGGCCUGCUCACUCAGCCACUCGCUGGGCCGGCACGAGCUCUCUGCCAUUGUGCCCCUCAUCAUCCGCAGCAUCCACUGUGCCCCAAUGCUCUCUGACAUCCUGCGGCGCUGGACCCUCUCAGCACCUGGCCUGGGUCCCCUGGGGGCCCGCCGAGCUGCCAAGCCACUGGGUGCUGACAGGGCCCCACUUUGCCAACUCCUGGAUGCGGCAGUGGCUGCCUAUAUCACAACCAGCCACUCCCGCCUCACUCACAUCAGCCCACGACACUAUGGCGACUUCAUUGAGUUCCUGGGCAAAGCCCGUGAGACCUUCCUCUUGGCACCUGAUGGGCACCUUCAGUUUGCCCAGUUCUUGGAGAACCUCAAACAGACCUAUAAGGGCAAGAAAAAGCUCAUGCUUUUGGUGCGGGAGCGCUUUGGUUGAGGGGGCUGGGAGAGGGGAUCCCACUAGUCCCUGCCUCCCUGACCCCUGUUCUCCAUGGGGGGGCCUGAGCAUUGGAGGCCCAUGUGGCAUUUCAAUAUUAAGUCAGGGAAAGAGCCCAGCUGGAGAUGGAGGCAGGGGGUGGUAGUCUGCCCUGUGCAUGCCUAGGAGUGUGCAAAUGAGUGUGCGAAACUCUAGGAGCAGAAGCCAUACCACUAACUAUCCAGAAGCCUGAAAGGGGUGUGUGCUUGGGCACCUGGUGUGGCCUCACCUUUGGCACCCUAAAAGCAACAGACAAGCUACCCCUCUCUAAACUCACAGGCCUGGCUUGGGCUCUGUGAGUGGGAUGGAGAGGCAAAACAGGCCCACUAAAUCAAUGUAGCAGACCCUCCCCAAAACUUACCAUAGGUGGCCAGGGGACUUGUAUUAGAGCAUCUAAUCCCCAGUGCCCUCCCUCUCCCCCCACUGCUCAACGGACCUGUUCUGCCACCUCCCUUCCUUCCCUGUGGCUGCCCAGCCAGGACCAAUG